Messenger RNA from Periophthalmus magnuspinnatus, 1319 nucleotides. Its product is annotated as protein transport protein Sec16B-like. The transcript has 10 exons. NCBI's taxonomy places the organism in Eukaryota, Metazoa, Chordata, Actinopteri, Gobiiformes, Gobiidae. Gene Ontology annotation, biological process: Golgi organization; COPII vesicle coat assembly; autophagy. Gene Ontology annotation, cellular component: ER to Golgi transport vesicle membrane; endoplasmic reticulum exit site. The record is from RefSeq and is a predicted model, not a curated record. The coding region runs from base 303 to 1319 and encodes 338 amino acids.
UGUAUUUUAAACGAAUUUAAACGGAAACUACUUGCAGUAAUUAUGUUUUAGAGAGAACUAUUUUAAAGAGAUUUUUCUGCUUUCUUAAAUUUGAGCUGUCAAAAUCAGGGCGUGCUUCGUUUUGUUUACCCUGCCCUUUGACUCAUCAAGGGCUGGGCUGGGACACCACAGGCAAACAUAGGAAAAGAUAGAAGAUGGACUACUGCUGGUGGUAUCAGUGGGUUGUUUGUUAUCAGCUUGGGAAAUGAUGUGGCAGUUGCAGUUGCACUUUGGGUUUACAGAACAUUGUUUGAAAUUGAAGGAUGGAACACAGAGGUCGGCCCAGAUCACAAAUGGGACAACCCAAAACCAGGGACCCUAGACUGGAUUACUACAAGUAUCCAAACCAGGAGAGAGGGCAGUGCUACCCUCUGCCAGACCCCAGAGAAUGGGACAGGACCUGGGGCCACCCUGAGUCACGCUUCAUGCCCCCUAUGGCCAGUCCUGUGAGGGGAGAUCCUUACACCUACGGACCUCAGCCCUAUCCUUAUGGGUAUGGAUGGGGAGAGCAGCAGCAACCACAUUCAAGACAUGGUUAUGACUAUUCAGCCUACAGUCAGUGGGACUACAGGGACAAUUACAGUUACUACGAACAGGACUAUUACCGAGGACAGCACCAGCACCCAGAUGGAGGUCAGUGGGGACAACAUGAGUCCUGGCAAAGGGAACAGUAUCAAGAACACGCAGAAAAACAGAAAAACAUUUCAACCAACACAGAGGAGAGGUAUGACCAAAGGAAAGAGAAUGCACAAAAAUACAAAAGCAACUAUGAGGACACUACAAACAAAGAAAAUGGGGACUUUUAUUAUUUUGGAACAUUGGAAAGCUCCAAAGCCUCAGGUCUGUCCUCCAGCAGCUACGAACUAAGUCUGUACAUCAAUGGGGCAGAGCAGAGUGAGUCUGGACCUGUACAUGUGCCAUCUGAUACUGAGCUAAACCCUCAGUUGUCUGCACCACUGAAGUAUUCCAUUCCUCAUGCAGUGGUCAGUUUUGGACCAGCUGGACAACUUCUACGGGUCACUCAGAAGAAUGUCAGCCAAGUAGAAAUACACAACAUCGAGGUAAUUCUUAGUGAGACACAAGAACAGCAAGAAAUGAGAAAGUUCCCUGGACCUUUAACAAGGGAAGAUUUGCACAAAGUAGAUGCAAUCGAGUUUGCCCACCAGAUGGCAGGAGCGUGCUUGAGAGAUGACAAGCUGCAUGACAAGAACUCUGCUGCCCUCCUGUGGAAUUUACUCAUACUUCUCUGCAGGCAAAACGGGGCAAAGAAGUAUGAGUAA